AUGGAACUUCUAUUUCUGGUUAUAUCUUCCAUUACUUUCUUCCUCUUCCUCCAUGGCCUCAACCUCUACCGUAGAAGAAAACUACCGCCGGGUCCUGUGGGCUUUCCCAUCAUCGGAAACCUUCUUGAGCUUGGACCAAAACCCCAUGAGUCCCUUGCCAAACUCUCCAAGAAACACGGUCCACUCAUGACAAUCCGAUUAGGCAGCAUUACCAGCGUGGUGGCCUCCACACCUGACGCCGCCAGAGAAAUCCUCCAACGCAAUGACGAGGCCUGCUCUGGCCGUAUCGUCCCGGACGCCGUCACCGCCUUGGAUAACCAUGAUGUGGCGGUCCUAUGGAUCUCACCAAACGAGGAGUGGCGGACCAUCCGGAAAGCCCUCAACACUUACCUCACCCACCAACAUAAACUCGACACCCUCCGCGACCUUCGCCAGAAUGUGGUGGAGGGCAUGCUGGAGUUCCUGCGGGAGUCCGGGCGGAAGAAGGUAGGCGUGGAUAUAGGAAAGCUGUCAUUCGCGGUGGCGCUCAACCAGAUGUCAAAUACAUGCCUUUCACAGAACGUGACAAGCUACGAGUCCGACGAUAUCGGUGGGUUCAAGACGGCGGUGAAGACAUUGAUGGAGGUGGACGGGAAGUUUAACAUAGCAGACAUAUUUCCGGUGUUGAAACCGUUGGACCCUCAGAACAUACGCCGGCAGGCGAAGGCUGCUUACGAUUGGUUCGAUAAAGUGACAGCAGGUUUCAUAAGUGAGAGACUAAAGCAUCGAAUGUCGAGCAUUGAGAGGUUUGGUGAUAUGCUGGAUUCGCUGCUGGACUAUAGUGAAGAGAACCAAGCAGACUUCAAUCUCAUACAUAUCAAGACUUUACUUGUGGAUUUGUUUUUAGCAGGGACGGAAACCAGCUCAAAUACAACAGAAUGGGCAAUGACUGAAUUAUUGAUUAAUCCCGACAUGUUCUCGAGAGUGCGUAAAGAAGUCUCCACAAUAGUAGGAAAGGAUGGGAAAAUUCAAGAAGCCAAAAUCCUUGAUUUGCCAUAUUUGCAUGCGGUUAUCAAGGAAACAAUGCGACUUCAUUUAUCGGUUCCAUUAUUAGUGCCUCACAAAACUGAGACAGAAGUUAAACUCGAUAAAUAUGUUGUGCCAAAAAAUACACAAAUUUUGAUCAAUGCAUGGUCUAUAGCACGAGACCCAAGGUAUUGGGAGGAGCCAGAAAGAUUCAAUCCAGAAAGGUUCUUGGGAAAUGAGCUUGACUACAAGGGUCAACAUUUCGAGUUUAUACCAUUUGGAUCUGGCCGAAGGAUGUGUCCUGGAAUUCCCUUGGCUCAUAGGGUUGUGAGUUUAAUGGUUGCAUCGUUUGUGUAUCAUUUUGAAUGGAAACUUCCACAUGCUAGAGAAGAGAUGGACAUGAAUGAUAUUUUUGGCCUCACUUUGUUAAGGGCAACACCUCUCUUUGCAACACCUAUACCUAUUAAAUAAGUGCAUAGACUUUGAAGAGAGCAUUCACCUAUUAUUAACUAUGGUUAAAACAGUUGUAGUAUUAUUUUUAAAAUUUGUA
Molecule: messenger RNA, 1555 nt
Organism: Lactuca saligna
Lineage: Eukaryota; Viridiplantae; Streptophyta; Magnoliopsida; Asterales; Asteraceae
Source: the annotation of a GenBank genome assembly